CUAUGACCUAAUUUGCAACUGUGCAAGAGCAACGAAUACUAGAACACAAAUUUAAUCCGCACCUAAAAUAAUCUGAAUCCCGAUAUUAGUUUUAACAAAAAAAUGGCGAGAUGGUUUGUUUUCUUUACUUUUGCUCUUAUGGUUACAGUGAUUCUUGAAGUCCACGGUGAUGUUUUCGUUCAACAACUAAACACUGAUAGUGGAUUCUGUGAAGGUCAGGAGUAUGGUCGUAUUCAGGUUGGAGAAGUUAGUUACAAUGACGAAAAAUGCCUACAAUUUUCCUGCACUGAAGGGUUUCUUCACAGAAUCGGAUGUGGUCAGAUAAAUGUCCCAGGAGGUUGCCAUGUUGUUGAAGGUGCAGGACACUACCCAGACUGCUGUCCCAAAGUAGAUUGUGGUUCUCAAAAUUAAGCCAAAGAAUUCGUCAUUCUGAAAAAGAUCCUAAGUUUAUCUGCAACAGCCUUGGCAUAGCCUAAGCAAAUGUUGAAUUCUGCAACUUAAUAUCGUAACACUUUUGUAUAUUGCUUUGUGAAUUAUUAUAUAAAAUAUAAAUAAUUCAUAAUUAUGCUAAGCAUUCAAUACAUUUCAAUGCUUCUUUUUAUAAGUAACAAAUGUUUAUGUAUCAAUGGUCAUCAGUUAAUAAAUGAUCUUGUAUACUUCCUCUAUUUCAAAUAUU
Messenger RNA from Stegodyphus dumicola, 676 nucleotides. Its product is annotated as toxin-like protein 14. Lineage: Eukaryota; Metazoa; Arthropoda; Arachnida; Araneae; Eresidae. The record is from RefSeq and is a predicted model, not a curated record.